UUGAUGCUACGUUACUAUAUAAUUUCUUCAUUCUUUGACACGCCAUGGAAGAAGUGGUCGAGGGUACAACUACCGUCAAGGUGGCAGUCCGAGUACGGCCUCUCAGCGACAAAGAGAUUCGCGAAGGAGGAACCGAAUGCGUCGAGGUCACGGAGAAUUCGGUGACUCUGGUCCAAGAGAACCAGCAGCCGCACGUUUUUGCUUUUGAUCAUGUCUUUGGCGUUGACUCGACACAGCCGCAGGUUUUUGACAUGCUUGGCAUGCCGCUGCUGGACAAAGCCUUUGAAGGAUAUAAUGCGACCGUUUUUGCUUAUGGUCAGACAGGGUCUGGGAAGACUCACACGAUGAUGGCGGACCGCAAGUCUGAUGAUCGCGGACUGAUACCUCGGAUCUCAGACAAUCUCUUUCAGCGUGUCGGAAGCCUUUCUUCGGAAACUCACAAGUUCCUAAUCUGCUGUUCCUUCCUGGAGAUCUACAAUGAGAUUGUCUAUGACCUUCUGGUUCCCCGGGGCAAAAAUGCGCCUAAAACAGGUCUUGAAAUUCGUGAAGGGAAAGGCAUUGGCGUCUACGUCAAGGACCUCCAAGAGAUUGUCGUUGACAGCUCCGACAAAGUCUUGAAGCUGAUCGACCAAGGUUUCGAGCACAGAGCUACUGCAGCAACUCAGAUGAAUGCCACCAGCAGCAGAUCGCACUGCCUCUUCAUCAUCAAGAUGCAUCAGAAGGCACACGGCUCAAAGCACCUCAGUGGUACCUUAGCGACAGACUGUCCCCUUGUGGCAUUGACGUUGCCACUCUCUCAGGAUGAGCAGAAUGCUGGGAACAACAACUUCUCGAAGAUGAACCUUGUGGACUUGGCCGGCAGCGAGCGAGCCUCGCGCACCGGUGCACAGGGCGACUUGCUCAAGGAAGGGGCCAACAUCAAUAAGAGCUUGUCUGCGUUGGGGAAUGUGAUCAAUGCGCUUAGCAGCAUGGCCUCUGGGAGCAAGAAGGUUUUCAUCCCCUACCGCAACUCCAAGCUGACGCGCGUUUUGCAGGAAUCCCUGGGUGGGAACGCUUUGACGACUAUGAUGGCUGCCUUGUCGCCUUCCAAGACAAACGCAGAUGAAAGCCUAUCAACUUUGAAUUAUGCAAAGCGCGCAAAGACGAUCAAAGUAAAUGCAACAAAGAACGACGAAGCCGAGCAGAUUGCCAAGCUGGAAGAAGAAGUGGAGGCCUUGCGUGCCAAAUUGGCAGAGCAGGCCACGGGAGUGGCAGACACCAGCCGGUAUGAGACCCAAAUUGCAGAGAUGGAAAUGUUCAUGAAGCAGACAUGGGAGGACAAAGAGAAGCAGUCCCUUCAGCACGAAGAAGAAAGAAAAAGACUUGAACAAGAGGCGCAAAGAAACAUGGAGCGCCUCAACGAAGAGCGAAAGCGGAGAUUUUUGAUGCUGGAAGAGAAGGGCGAUCUGGAGCUGCUGGUGCAGGAGCUCAAAGCCUUGAAGGGCGGAGAGAAAUGGACGCUCUACACUUCCACCUGGCCUAGUCAGGUUGCAAGACUUUUAGCUUUGGAGAACAGGGUCACCGCCCAAUGUCGAGCUGCUGUGCUUUUGCGCGAUGCGGUUCUCCAUGAUGUGGACCAUUGGUGCGAAAAGCAACGGCAGGUUCAAGAAGCUGGCGGGAAGGAGGAGGAUGGUGGUGCCGGGCUUCGGAUUCUCCUGCAGCAGGCUGAGCGGAAAGUCGGCACUAUGCUUCGAGAGUUUGACUCCUUGGCUAAACAGGAACAAGAGUUGGCCGGGGAGAUUGCUGGUUGGAUUCCGCAGGUGCAGAAGGCUGUCAGAGGCAUUGCGCUGGAGGGCUCUGAGGAGGAAGAAAAGGAGAGGGACAAGACUGAAGAAGGUGGCAAAGAGGCCGGCAAAGAGGCCGGCAAUGAGGUCUCAGAAGAGUUUGUUGAAGUCUUGAGUUUAAUCCUUCGACAGCUGGACAGCCAUCGGAUGAAAAUUUGGGGACAGGUUGCAGAGGAUCACAAAGCAUUAGGCGGUUUCACUGCACAGCUGAAGACUUUGGCGGAAUGCAGCAGUGCUUUAGGCGCCGAUGUCACUGAGCUGACGGAGGAGAUGCAGUUUGAAUUGGAAGUCGGUGGAUCCUCUGCAUCACGGCAAAGGCCCCUCCCAUACCACAGUGACGAGGUGGCAGCGGCUUUGGCUUCACCCCAAGGUCUUGCUUCGGAGGAUUUGCCGGACGCCAAUAUCUCUGCAAGCUCCAAUGAGCAGGCUUGCAGUUCAUUGCGUCUCUACGGCGGAGUGAACCGUAUGAAAACUGCCUUUGGUGGGUGGAGCCCAGUCCAAGAUGCUGAAUCUGAAUACAUUCAGGUGGACUUGGGCAAGUCCAUUUGGGUGAGCAGCUUAGCCCUGCAGGGCAGAAGGCCUAUCAGUGGUGAUUGGGAGGCCACAAGACCCCUUCUGGCAGAGUUGCUGGAUCCGGGCGACCCUUUGCCACCAAACAGGAUAUUCAAGCGGCCACCUGUUCGCCUCAUCCAUGAUGUGGUGGUGGUCCGUGCCUCAGAUACCACAACCACGCAGGAUUUGGAUCAGAGAAAAACUGCAUGUAAAACCAUGUAA
Cladocopium goreaui is the source of this 2597-nucleotide messenger RNA. The record is from the annotation of a GenBank genome assembly. NCBI's taxonomy places the organism in Eukaryota, Dinophyceae, Suessiales, Symbiodiniaceae.